AUGGAAUAUUCCAAUAAGCAACUACUUUUCGGACCGCGUUGGGACCUCUAUUGCUGGACGGCCUCUGACGACCGCGUCCGUGGCGGAUCAUCAGUCUCGGAGCUUGUGUCCACCGAUCAAGGUGUGCUGUUCCGCGGCCACCUCGACAUUGAGACCCUCGGCGGUGCCGGAUUUGCCUCUCAACGCACAGUUGGCGACGACGAGACAUGGGAUCUCACCGGACAGGACGGCAUCGUGUUGUGCGUCGGCAAGUCGGACGGAAAGCGGUAUACUUUCUCCCUGACGGAUGAAAUCCCCGAACGGCGGUCAGAUGGUCGGGAGCAAAGUGCUCUUGUGUGGGAAUAUGAUUUCUGCAUCAAAGAGACUGGACACACGGUGCAUGUGCCGUGGAAGGAAUUGAAGCCGACAUACCGUGGAAAGCCGGUUGAAAAUGCGAGGCCAUUGGAUUUGUCGCAUGUGAGGAGAUUCCGCAUUAUGAUUCGAAGCUUCUUCGGGGAACAAAAAGGGUAUUUCUGUUUGGAGGUUCACUCGAUUGGAUUGUUCCGUGAGAGUUACCUUGAUAACCCUGCCUCAGGAAAUGGGUCCACGGAUUGGGGCAACGAGAAGGCGGAUGGUUCUUACGAAACUACAGAGAACAGAAGCUGGUUCUCAGGCUGUUGCGCAUUGUUCUGA
Molecule: messenger RNA, 672 nt
Organism: Penicillium bovifimosum
Lineage: Eukaryota; Fungi; Ascomycota; Eurotiomycetes; Eurotiales; Aspergillaceae
Product: CIA30 family protein
Exons: 2
Coding region: 1-672 (223 amino acids)
Biological process (GO): NADH dehydrogenase complex assembly
Source: RefSeq, a predicted model, not a curated record